Alosa alosa (allis shad) is the source of this 1007-nucleotide messenger RNA. Its product is annotated as parapinopsin-like. NCBI's taxonomy places the organism in Eukaryota, Metazoa, Chordata, Actinopteri, Clupeiformes, Clupeidae. The transcript is spliced from 4 exons. Bases 28 to 945 code for a protein of 305 amino acids. Gene Ontology annotation, cellular component: photoreceptor outer segment; membrane. Gene Ontology annotation, molecular function: G protein-coupled receptor activity. The record is from RefSeq and is a predicted model, not a curated record. Gene Ontology annotation, biological process: G protein-coupled receptor signaling pathway; visual perception.
UAUGGUUACACCAUCCUCUCAGUCGUCAUGGGAAUUGUCACAGUGACCGCUGUAGUCCUGAAUGUGGCUGUGAUUGUUGUGACUGCCCGGCAUCGGCAGCUUCGCCAGCCCCUGAACUACGCCUUGGUGAACCUGGCAGUGGCUGACCUGGGCACGGCGGUGAUGGGUGGAGUGCCUGCUGUACUGUCCAACGCAGCUGGCCACCAUGUCCUGGGAAGGGCAGGCUGCAUUCUGGAGGGCUUUUCUGUGGCUCUCUUUGGCAUCACGGCUCUCUGUACGGUGGCAUUGAUUGCUGUGGAGCGUCUGUUUGUGGUGUGUAAGCCACUAGGCAGCAUCAAGUUCCAGGGAUGGCACGCCGUAGUGGGUGUGGUCAUCUCCUGGUUGUGGUCUCUCAUAUGGAACACGCCCCCUCUCUUCGGCUGGGGCAGCUACGCGUUGGAGGGCGUCAAGACGUCCUGCGGGCCGGACUGGCAGAGCCGCCAGCCAGGCAACGUCUCCUACAUCCUCUGCUACUUCCUGUUGUGCUUUGCUGUCCCGUUCACACUCAUCGUGCUGUCGUACACCUGGCUGCUCUGGACCUUACGACAGGUGGCUCAGAUGAGUGGGGGAGCUGCUGCUAAAGCUGAGGCCAAGGUGGCAUGUAUGGUUGUUGCCAUGGUGCUGGCAUUCCUGGUCAGCUGGAUGCCCUACUCUGUGCUCGCCCUGGUGGUUGUAUUUGACCCCGAAGUCAAAGUCGGCCCACUUGUUGCCAUGUUACCGGUGUACCUGGCCAAAAGCAGCACAGUCUACAAUCCCUUGAUCUACAUUUUCAUGAACAAACAGUUCCAGAAGUAUGCUGUGCCCUUCCUGUUCUGUGGGUGGAGCCCUUGGGAGUUGGAGGAGUCGGAUGCCGAGCCUCACACCACCAUCUCCUCCGUGGGCAACCAGGUCUCCCCUGAGCCAUGAAGCCCUACGGGGGAGGGGCACGACAGAAGGAGCAAACCACUGGAACUUACAGUAGUCAGCGG